AUGGCUACCGAAUCCGACAUUGGAAAAGGGCACACUGCAGUCUGUAACGCUUUACUGAUUCGAAGAAACGAAAUUGCGGAUCGUUUCUGGAAUGACAUGGAAGAACCAGAUCAUGCAUUGGUCGAACUAGCAUUUGAGGUCUUUGAUCGAUAUGGAUGUAUACAGCCCAAAUUCAAGAACCAUCCGAUUAAAUGGGGAUUCCAUGCAAUACCGGAUCUCACUGAGAAGAAAAGCAGACACUUCUUUGUCGUAACCUCGCCUAAAAUACGUUUUAGUGAGAUUGGACAUGAAAACCGGCAGCGUGACGACGCAGAUGAUGAGUAG
Molecule: messenger RNA, 324 nt
Organism: Talaromyces stipitatus ATCC 10500
Lineage: Eukaryota; Fungi; Ascomycota; Eurotiomycetes; Eurotiales; Trichocomaceae
Exons: 3
Coding region: 1-324 (107 amino acids)
Source: RefSeq, a predicted model, not a curated record